AUGAUGUCAAGAGUCGGAGUCAGAAGUUUGAUUAAGCCACUGAGAAUUAGCUCCAGGGCAAUCCAGACUAUCCCACAGCCUCCUGGAUACAUUGUCGGUACUGUCAACGAUGCUUACGUCCCUCCGAAGCCACAUAAAACUCAUGGCUCCUAUCACUGGGUCACUGAGAAGGUCAUCGCCGUUGGAUUGGUUCCUUUAGUUGUUACACCAUUUGUCACUGGAGUGUCUACUCCUGUCUUGGACUCUCUUUUGGCUGGAUCUUUACUGAUACACUGUUAUGCUGGUUUCCAGUCUUGUAUCAUUGAUUAUAUUCCUCUGCGAGUGUACGGUAAGUUCCACCACUAUGCCAUGUAUCUCCUAGGAUUAGGAACUGCAUUUGCAGGUUACGGAAUCUACCAGAUUGAGAAGAAGGAGAAGGAUGGUUUGGUUGGUAUUAUCAAGAGACUAUGGAAAGCUUAG
This is a messenger RNA of Komagataella phaffii GS115, 459 nucleotides long. RefSeq names its product Membrane anchor subunit of succinate dehydrogenase (Sdh1p, Sdh2p, Sdh3p, Sdh4p). Gene Ontology annotation, molecular function: heme binding; ubiquinone binding. The transcript has a single exon. Gene Ontology annotation, biological process: mitochondrial electron transport, succinate to ubiquinone; tricarboxylic acid cycle. Gene Ontology annotation, cellular component: membrane; mitochondrial envelope. The coding region runs from base 1 to 459 and encodes 152 amino acids. NCBI's taxonomy places the organism in Eukaryota, Fungi, Ascomycota, Pichiomycetes, Pichiales, Pichiaceae. The record is from RefSeq and is a predicted model, not a curated record.